AGGAAAAGUAAGAGACUUCCGUAUAGCUAAGGAGUAGCAGCAGCUGCAUUUUGCUUUCCUGGCUCAACCAGAAAUAGCAAAGAGAAUCACCUGAGAUUGUAACAAGAUAAGAUUAGGAUCAGAAACCCACCAAGCCACAGUACCCAAUACUUUCUGGAGGAUACAAGGAAGUGCUGCCAGCAAAUUAUGCAGAACAUCUGCUUUCCUGAUGAGUCAAGAAGACACUACUCAGUCAGGCACAGCAUCAUGAGGAAAGACUCCAGCUCCACUGAGAGAAGUCAGGCAGAAGCCCUGAAGGCCAAACUCCUCUACCAAGAUGUCUGUUUGGCAGCUCAGCGUCUGGACUUUUUCCUUCGUAAAGGAAAUGCCCAUAAAGAGGUUUUUAAGCCCCAUGUCCUGGCCCUCAGGGAUAUGGUUCAGCAAGUGUGCAUUAAACUCAUGUUCCUGUAUCCGGUGGAUUAUGGGAGGAAAGCAGAAGAACUGUUAUGGAGAAAAACAUACUCUGAUGUUGCUAUGCUUCUAAUGAAGACCAACAAAAAAUACAUGGAAACCUUUACACUGUGGGAAGCCCCGCUUCGGGCUCACCUGAAAGGUGGGCUCAGAUUCUAUGAACAUCUCUUCCUGUUCCUUCAGAAUCACUACGAACUGAAGUUACAGAGCUAUAUCGAUUGGCCUCACAAAGCUAUCCAUUUGAUUGGCUGUAAGAGAGUAGGCCCCACAUCAGAGGAAGAGAAGGCCUGGGCUCGAAUGGCCUGCCACCGCUGCCUGCUCUACCUUGGAGACUUGUUCCGCUACCAGAAUGAGUUCCUAGCCCUGGCCACCAAGGACUUGGCAGAGAGAUGUUACUACAGAGCUCUAUCUGUGGCCCCAUACAUGGGGAUGCCUUUUAACCAGCUGGGGGCUCUGGUGGGGAAUACAUACUAUGAUGUAGAAGCCACAUACUUCUACCAGCGCUGCCUCCAUUCAGAAGUGCCUUUUAAAGGGGCAUCUUGGAACCUCAAACGACUCUAUGACCACGCAGGAAAAAGGUAUAGUCAUCUUAAAAGGUACCAAGGAAGGAAACUGUCGCCCAGUCAGAGGCAGUGUUGGGAUAACAAAAGGCUUCUGGUUAGUUUCCUCUACCUGCAGAGCCUCUUGCAACCUCAGAGGAAAUUCAGAGCCACCAGGUUAAUGGCCCUGUGCCAGUUAGUUCUGGAAGACUUUGGUCUCUGUCUUUCCUAUCGGCCAUACCCAUCUGACUUGAAUCAGCCCCCCACAGGAAGAAAGCCCUCCAGAGGUUAUUUAUUUCUCCCAGACCUUCUCAUCUUUCACAUGGUGGUUCUUUGCCUAAUGAGUGUGCACAGCCUGAAGAAAACAGGCUCAAAGCAGUAUAGAGCAGCAGUCAUCUUCACCCUGACCCUGUUUUCACAUCUGAUUCAACACGUGAACACCAGGAUUCAGUCUGAGCUCCAGAAAGGGGAGCUGACAUCAGCGGUAACUCUCCCUCAUGACAGAAGGCAGGAGCAAGAGCCUGAGGAGAGCCAGCAAGAAUUUUCAGUCCCCAGUCCUGGGCACCCCUGGAGCACAUGUCAAAGAAGCCACAGGUCAUCUUCUGUUACCAGUGAAGGUGAUAACUCAGAAGCCAGUGUUCACUCUUGUUGUGACUCAGAUGAGAUGGCUAAAGAAGAAAGUACAUCUUUCAGUUCACCAAUACACUCAGAAACAAGUAGUGAAACUUCUUACUCAGAUACAACUGAUGAAGAAGACAGAGGAAUUUCAAGUCCAGAAGCAAUGCAUCCAACUGGGGUCAAGUCAACAUGUAGAGUUGCCCAGCCCAAGGGUAAGUUGCACAAAUGUAAAUCUCCUACUAGCCUCCUAGAUUUCUUGAAGACUACGAUUUCUGCUAACCUGCCAGCUCCUUUGAGCCAGAAACUUCAAGGGAAGUGUGGCUUGCACUUGACUCCUGUCCUCAGCUGCAGUCUUCUAAGGACUCGGUCUGAACUGAACCCUGUCUCCAAUAAUUCACCUGACACAGAGGACAAUAUGAGUAGUCUUCCUAAGACAGCACCUCCUACUGUCUUCACUUUGGGACAGAAUAUCUCCAUGAACCAGACUUGCCAUAAUCGACAGAUCAUUCAAAGGAAAUUGCAAGUCCUCUCUGCAGAGGGGCUGUUUCCCACCAUCAAGGUGAUCAUGAGUUGGCUCCGCACCAACCAUAGCCUCCUUACCUCGUGUUGGCAGGGUCCUCUCAGCCUGUGGGAGCACCUGUCUGUGCUGCUGAACCUGCUCCCAUCAGAGGCAGAACUUCAGGAAACAGAGCUAGGUCUGUCCCACUAUCUCCACAAUCUUUUGCAGAGUUGUUUGGGCCCAAACAUUCCAAGGUUCCCACAACUCCCUGAGGACACUGUCUUGUGCCAGAACUCUCCUCUGGAGUCCUCCCUGGAGAAGGAGCCCUUAGAUCAGGAACUCCCUCAACUCAGCAUGCAAGAAGCAGCUGCUGUGCGCAUCUGUUUCCUAAGAAGUUUUGGCCACUUUGCAACUACCCUUCCUGGACAGUUACUAAGGUUUGAUGCUAAGUUGGGGGUCUUUGUGAGCACUGCACUUGAAGGAUCAGAAAACCCUUCUCAGCCCUUCCUAGAGAGAACUUCCAGGAUCAGGUUUUCCAAAGACAUAGUUCAGUUGUGGCUUCAGCGUGAAGUUGUACAUUUGGAGAAGACCCUCCGGGGCCUCCAGAUCCGGUCAGCUCUGACCCCUUACCUGUUCCCAGACCCUCGAGCCCUCUGUGAACAUAUUUCAGUCAUCCAACAGCUUUCUACCAGUGGAAAGUUCUUUCUCAUCAUACCCAAGAUUGUGGUUGACAUACUAUAUGUCCUAAGGAAAGAAGACCACAGGGCUUUGGCAGCUAUCACCUUCCUAGAGGAUGAGUUGAAAAGAGGAAACCAAUACAUUCUCUGCCAGUCCUUUGUGUCUAAGAAGUUUGUGAGACCCAGGAUGACCAGACCAGACUCUGAUGCCUGGGAUCUGUAUAACAUUCUUGACUUCUGCAAAGGUCUUCUAGACUCAUCCAGGCCAGGGAUACCAAACCCCAGCAGUAUGGUUACUAUUAUCACUGGAAUCUGUUUAGACAACCCUAGAAACUUCUCCUACCCUCUACAGUUGGCCCUAGGGACGGCCACUGAAGCUGGUGUGGAAAUCAAGAAUGUUCGGCGCUUCCAUAGAGAGUGGAAGGCCAUCAGCUAAUAUGGUCUUGUCUCUCGUCUUUCUCUUUCAUCACUUGUAGAUCCAGCUCAAUCUGUCCACCUUGCUUCUAUGUACUUAAUGUGAAAGGUAGAUAUCAUGUAAAUGUAUAUUUGUACCUACCUAUAAGUAGAGUCUUAGUGUAUUAACUCUCAGAGGCCUUCAUAUUUCCUACUUUGUCACUGUGGUUUGAUACUGUGUUCUCUUCCUGAAAAAAACAUCUUGAAAUUGGGUCAACUCAAUGUGUAGUGUUCUCACAAUAAAGCAGCAAUUUAAGGAAGCACUUGCAAGUCUAGGUCCAGCUCCUUGGAACUUGUAUCUGCUUAGUUCUGUUUUGUCACAUGAAAAUCAUACUAUAGUGCUGUUGUAUUGUGAUGUGGUCAUGCCUGUUGUCUAAUGUAGACCUUUGCCAUCUGUGAAAACUCAAUAAAAAUAGAGCAAAAAUUUUGUGACUGGUA
Erinaceus europaeus (western European hedgehog) is the source of this 3674-nucleotide messenger RNA. RefSeq names its product nonsense-mediated mRNA decay factor SMG5-like. Gene Ontology annotation, biological process: nuclear-transcribed mRNA catabolic process, nonsense-mediated decay. Gene Ontology annotation, cellular component: telomerase holoenzyme complex. The transcript is spliced from 3 exons. Gene Ontology annotation, molecular function: protein binding; telomeric repeat DNA binding; telomerase RNA binding. The record is from RefSeq and is a predicted model, not a curated record. The coding region runs from base 187 to 3219 and encodes 1010 amino acids. Lineage: Eukaryota; Metazoa; Chordata; Mammalia; Eulipotyphla; Erinaceidae.